AUGUUGAUGGGACUUGCUCAGAAAAACGUAAAGAGCUCUAUGGAGCCUUCAACUUCACGUGAGGAUGGUUUUCUCGGAACACCUGUCUUGUUUCACCCAUUCCAUGGUGAAAACAUCGAGCUCUUGGAACAUAGAAGGCGAGCACUUCGACGCGUCAGUUUUGAAAAGGGAGUGGAAGGAGGUUGGUCUGGCCAUCUACGAAUUGGACUAACGACAAUUGAUCCUGAAACAAGGCCAUCUAUAAGGAUCCAUGUUGUUUUGAAUGGUUUUGACAUUUGUCCUAACUUUGGACCAAUUCCUUCGAACCUUGCUUUUUUUUCGCUUGUGCGAGUUGUAUAUCCGGGUCCACGCAUGCCAGCACGUCUGUACACUCUUUGUUCGGAUCGACUGCGAUGCCUUUAUAAUGAGAGGAAAUGUUCCUUGUCUGGCUUACCGGCACCUCUACGCAUUCAGCUGGAGCAAGAGUGGAACAGAGACACUCGAGACGCCUCAUAUUAUGACUGGGAAGGAGUGCGGUAG
Messenger RNA from Ostertagia ostertagi, 519 nucleotides. NCBI's taxonomy places the organism in Eukaryota, Metazoa, Nematoda, Chromadorea, Rhabditida, Trichostrongylidae. The record is from the annotation of a GenBank genome assembly.